Messenger RNA from Rosa rugosa (rugosa rose), 585 nucleotides. RefSeq names its product large ribosomal subunit protein eL27x. The record is from RefSeq and is a predicted model, not a curated record. Gene Ontology annotation, molecular function: structural constituent of ribosome. Gene Ontology annotation, cellular component: cytosolic large ribosomal subunit; ribosome. Gene Ontology annotation, biological process: translation. NCBI's taxonomy places the organism in Eukaryota, Viridiplantae, Streptophyta, Magnoliopsida, Rosales, Rosaceae. The transcript has a single exon. The coding region runs from base 53 to 460 and encodes 135 amino acids.
CCUUCAUCAAAGCCAGUCAUUUGCGCAGCCGGAGAGUUAGGUUUCCACGAAAAUGGUGAAAUUUCUGAAGCCAAACAAAGCAGUGCUCCUACUUCAGGGGCGGUUUGCCGGAAGGAAGGCUGUAAUCGUGAAGGCCUUCGACGAAGGGACACGUGACCGGCCGUACGGGCACUGCUUGGUGGCCGGAAUAGCCAAGUACCCGAGCAAGGUGAUCCGGAAGGACUCGGCCAAGAAGACGGCCAAGAAGUCGAGGGUCAAGGCCUUCAUCAAGCUCGUCAACUACCAGCACGUGAUGCCCACGCGCUACAGCCUCGACGUCGACCUCAAGGAGGUGGCCACCGUCGACGCGUUGCACUCACGCGACAAGAAGGUCACGGCCGCCAAGGAGAUCAAGGCCAGAUUGGAGGACCGGUUCAAGAGUGGCAAGAACCGGUGGUUCUUUACCAAGCUUAGGUUUUGAGCAUUUUGGGUCUUUCUGUUUUCAAUUUUCUCGAAUUGGGUUUUCUUUGUUACUAUAGUGAGAGUUUUUGUUUGUUAUAUCACAGCAUUUUGUGUUCAAUGCAUUACUAAAAAUUUUGAGGAUCA